AUGAUAAGUUUUUUGUCCAGACCCAUCUACUCCAACCCUACCUUCCAACAGGACCACCAGGGACAAACCCAGGAGGACAAGGCCCUGAGAGAGAGGCUGAAGAGCAGCUGUGGAGGCUGCUCAGGUAGGCAGGUCCUGAAGGUGGUGAAAGAAAUGUUUCCUGUCUCAGACUGGCUGCCGAAAUAUCCAAUCAGAGAGUGGCUCCCCAGUGAUGUCAUCUCUGGUGUGAGCACUGGUCUGGUGUGCAGCUUGCAAGGUCUGGCGUAUGCCAUGUUAGUGUCUGUGGCCCCAGUGUACAGACUCUACUCUGCUUUCUUUCCCAUCCUCACCUACUUCCUGCUGGGCACGUCCAGGCACAUCUCUGUGGGGCCCUUCCUUGUCACAUGUCUGAUGCUGGGAGAGGUAGUGUUGACCCUUACCUCCGAUGACCAAUUCCUGAAUAGCACCAGUGUGAAUGGAUGAAGGGCUGAUGGGAUAGAGGUAGACCUGGAGGCCAUGGAGGCUUACAGGAUCAUGGUAUCCUCCACCAUGACUGUGCUGGUUGGCCCGUGUGCCACCCUUGUCUCUGUGGUGAUGGGAUUGCUCCAGGUGGGCUUCCUGGUACGGUACCUGUCAGACCCCCUAGUGGGAGGGUUCACCACGGGAGCCGUGCAUGUUCUCAUCUCCCAGUUGAAGAUCAUCCUGUCCGUGCCCACCCACAACCACAGCGGCCUCUUCUCUGUGGUGUAUACGCUCACAGAUGUGUUUACCAACAUCAGACAGAGCAACUUACCCGACCUGGCCACCAGAUUGAUUACUUUUGUUGUAGUGAUGAUUGUAAAGGAGGUCAACACCAAAUCCCAGCAGAAGAUUCCCGUCCCCAUUCCUAUUGAAGUGAUUGUGACCGUGGUUGCCACGGGGAUCUCCUACGCCACCAAACUGGAGUCCCGCUAUGGUGCUAGCAUUGUGCACAGCAUCCCCAGGGGGUUCGCUCCAGCUCAACCCCCAAACACUGAGCUGUUUUGGGACAUCUUAGGGUGCAGCUUCUCCACAGCUGUGGUGGGUUAUGCAGUGGCUGUCUCUGGUGCAAAGGUCUAUGCUGGAAAACACGACUACAACAUUGACGGCAAUCAGCUGAUAGCAUUCGGGGUCAGGGAUGUGUUUAGUGGCUGCUUCUCCAGCUUUGUAGCCAGCACGGCCCAGUCUCUCACUGCAGUGCAGGAGAGCACAGGAGGGAAGAGCCAGUGUGUGUUCCUCUUGCAUGUGGCUGGGAUUCUCUCAGCAGUGAUGGGGAUGAUUGGGAUCCUGGCUCUGGGGAACCUUCUGGAGCCCCUGCAGAAGGUGAGGUACAUUUGUAAAUCUGUGUGUGUGUGUUCUGUUGCCAUCGCCAACCUGAAAGGAAUGUUCAUGCAGGUGACCCAGGUUGCCAAUCUUUGGACACAAAACAAAGCCAAUUGUUUCAUCUGGCUGGCUACCUGCAUGGCGUCUGUGGUUCUCGGGCUGGAUCUGGGGCUGCUGGCUGGCCUGGUGUUUGAGAUGGGCAUUGUGGUGGUCAGGACCCAGUUUCCAGCGUGUUCCACACUUGGAAACAUACCAGGCACAGACAUUUACAGGAACAUGAAAGACUACAAGAAUGACACGCUUGUGGAUUGGAUGGCAGAGCUGCUUGUCAGGGUUUCUGUACCCCAGGUCCAUAUUCACAGUCUGGUCCUGCACUUUUCAGCUGUGUCCUUCCUGGAUGUGGUGGCAGCAAAGUGUCUGAAACUGGUGGUCAUGAAAGAAUUCCUCCGUGUUGGAGUGAGUGUCUUCAUCGCCGGCUGUGAUGGCACUAUUGUCAGGAAAAUGGAGUCCCUGGGCUUCUUCGACAAAGCUGUGACAAGAGACUUCCUCUUCCUCACUGUUCACGAUGCCAUCCUUUUCAUCAAACUCCAGGCAGACAAUUGGAACGCACCAGAUGCAGUUGUUGAGAAGCUGUCUCUCAAUCAAUAUACUAAAAAUCCACUCCCUAUGACAAAGACAGAGGACCUGAUUGAGACCAACGACAACCGGCACAGGGCCAUCCAUCAACUCUCCAACUAACACCAAGAAGAGAGCCAGGGCAUCAGGAAGAAAACAGCUCAGCUCUGUUUCUUAUUCAUGAGGAACUGCAGAUGGACUCGGAUUAAAAUAUGACUUUGUCUCAGGUGGACUCACUGUUUACCCACCAAGAGAAGAUCAGGAUAUAGUGGAGGUUGUCACAUAUUUAGUUUAGAAUGCAACCAUAUCCUUAUACAUAGUCAUGAUUAGAUCUGGGUAUGAUUUUCAUAUUUCAUUUUGAACCCUCCAGGCAUGCUCAUUUGAAUGUACGCUUCUCGAUAUGCCAUUGUUUAUUGUGUUUGCGGGUUUCAGAGAAAGAACCACAUCAAUAGGGAAGGCCAGUCAUCUCCGGGUGAGGUGUGGCCCUCUGUGGAGCCACAGUGGAUCUGUGUUGUAAACACUUGGUUUCCUCCCCACCAUGGGCACUCCCAAGGAGGCGGGGGUGUCAAAUGGAAGCAUGAAACAGAUAGAUGGUACAUCUCCGCUGCAGAGUCCUCGGUCCUGUCGACAUGAUGCAAUAAAGAAAGCUUUAGGUGUGUUUGUUUGUGAAGGAUUACAUUUUGCACUCAGUAGCUAUUGUUGUAUAUUCAAAAAGGAACAAAUUCAAACUAGUAGAACACUGGACACUGGCACCUCUUUCUGGCUUUUGAUUUGAGAUGUUUGACGAUGUGAAUUUUACCAUUAAAAUUUGGCAGAAAAUAGAGAAUGUGUUUUUGCGAAAAACUUAAGUGACUGGAAGGUUGAUUACACCCUUACAUUUACAUUA
Molecule: messenger RNA, 2821 nt
Organism: Hypomesus transpacificus
Lineage: Eukaryota; Metazoa; Chordata; Actinopteri; Osmeriformes; Osmeridae
Product: pendrin-like
Biological process (GO): transmembrane transport
Cellular component (GO): membrane
Molecular function (GO): oxalate transmembrane transporter activity; sulfate transmembrane transporter activity; chloride transmembrane transporter activity
Source: RefSeq, a predicted model, not a curated record